This is a messenger RNA of Naumovozyma dairenensis CBS 421, 2634 nucleotides long. RefSeq names its product DNA-binding transcription factor AFT1 (gene AFT1). The record is from RefSeq and is a predicted model, not a curated record. Lineage: Eukaryota; Fungi; Ascomycota; Saccharomycetes; Saccharomycetales; Saccharomycetaceae. Gene Ontology annotation, molecular function: DNA-binding transcription factor activity, RNA polymerase II-specific. The transcript has a single exon. The coding region runs from base 1 to 2634 and encodes 877 amino acids.
AUGGUUUAUCGAAAUAAAAAUGAAAAACAUAAAAACAAUAAUGAGGACACUAACAAUAAUAUGGAUACAUAUACUGGCAACAGCAUGGGAGAAGAGAAUGGUAGUUUUCCUAUCCUCACUAAUAAUAGGCCAGGAUCACCGUUAUCUUCUUCGCCAGCUUCAGACACCUCUGCAUCUUCGACAAGAUCUUCAUCUAUAAGCGAUAAAAAAGAAAUCGCCUCGACGACAAUAAUAACGAAUAAUAAUACUAAAACCGCCGAUAAAAAUACACCAACAGGUUUAAAUACUUUUACUCCAGAUAAUAUUCAACUUGCAUUAAGUCAGGGCCAAAAUAAUUUAAUUCAUCUUGAUCCUGUCCCCAAUUUCAUAGAUAAAGCAGACAUUAAACCAUGGUUACAAAAAAUCUUUUAUCCUCAAGGUAUUGAAAUUGUUAUUGAAAGAUCUGAUAAUACAAAAGUAGUGUUCAAAUGUAAGGCAAAUAAAAAAGGUAGAACUUCUCUAAAAGAUUUAAAAUUGAAAUCUGAACAGAAUCAAAUUGCAAUCUUACCUCCUCCUCCUCCACCACCAAAGAAGAAAAAUAAAAGAUCUGUGUCAAGAUUUAAUAUUUGUCCAUUUAGAAUUAGAGCUACAUAUUCUUUGAAACGGAAAAAAUGGAAUAUUGUUGUCAUGAAUAAUACCCAUUCUCAUCCAUUGAAAUUUAAUCCAGAAUCUGAUGAAUAUAAGAAAUUUAAAUUGAAGUUAAGACAAGAUAAUGAUACUGAUGCAAUUAAAAAAUUCGAUGAAUUAGAAUAUAGAACAAGAGAAAAUUUACCAAUUCAAUCUUCCAUUAUUCCCUGUGAAUGUGGAUUAACUAAUGAAAUUCAAAGUUUUAAUAUUGUAUUACCUUUCACCAUAGUAAAUAACAACAAUAAUAAUACUAAUAGUAACAACUUGUCAAAGAAAUCCUCUAACUCAAAUCUUAAUAUUCAAAAACCAAGAACAAAAUUAAAUGAUAAGAGGACAAAGGAAAAUUUGUUGAAAAAAUCAACAGCAAGUAACUUUUUAUCUAAUACAAUGACAAGUUCGCCGUCGUCCAAUGUAAAUUCAAGGCCCACAUUAAUGACUCAUUCAUCUUCAUCAUCUUCCUCGAUAUCAUCUUCUCGAAAUAAUCAUAUUCAUACCCACAAUCAUCAUUAUCAACGACAUUCUCAUUACCAAUCACAUUCGAAUGAAAUUACCCUCCAUUCUCAUCCUCCUCAUUCAUACCAUAUCACGAAUAUGAUCAUUGACAGUGCUAAUGCGAAUUAUUCCAUUGAAGAAAACAAUACAGAUGAUAAUGAUGAUGAUAAUAAUAAUGAUAAUAUAAUGGCAGGAUUUAUAGAUAAUUCUAUUCAAAAUACCGCUAAUGAUAACAAUGGGUUUAUGAAUGGUUUCGUACCGUUUGAUUAUGAUUCAAUUACAAAUUUGAAUGAAAUUGACUUUACAAACAUCUUUAAUAAACAGCAUGACCAUAUGUCUAAUACUAAUACAGACUUUUCCAACGAACAAGAAUGUAACUUAUUUCAAAAUCAGACAAAUAAUAAUAAUCAACCCCAACAUUUGAAUUAUUUUGAUAAUGUACCACCCACAAAUAAUAAUACACAGAGGAACCUGAAUUUAAACAGUUAUGCUAAUAGUAAUAUUGGCCAUCAAUCGUCGAGUGCUCUUAACCCGGCAUUAUUUGAUCCUUUGUAUUUUGCAUUAAACCCUCAUAAUCCAGCAAUGGACACAUCAUUCCCAACAUUGAAUACGCAACCAACAAAUGUAAAAGAUUUACAAUCACCCUUGAAUGAAAUUAUUAAUUCUCCCAUUUUUGGUAAUACAUUCUCUGAAAAUAAAAACUCAGAAUUAUUAUUAGAUCUAAUGACACCUCAGUCCCAUCAUUAUCAAAACAAAUAUACCAAAAAUGAUGCUUCAUCUUCUUCGUCUCAAGCUCCUGUAAAUUAUGAGUUCAAUCAAAGAAAGACACAUAGUGAUAGUCUACAAUAUUCUUCAUCAUCGCCGCUUGCUUUUCCCAAUGGAGACAAACAACAAUCACAGCGACAAAAACGACAAGGGCCAGCAUUUACAACAAACGAUAUGGAACAUUUAUUACAAUAUCCUGAUAUUAAUAGUAAUACACAAUGCAAAAAUAAUCAAUUUAUCGAUCAAAAUCAGCACAUAGUAAUAAAUAAUAAUAAUAAUAAUUCAAUGACAGCAUUACAACGGGAUUUGAAUUUACUUAAAGGAAUUGAUGAAGAAUUGCAAUCAAUAAAUUUUCCUCCAUUAUUUACCACUACUACUGAUAAUAAUACUCAAGAAACGUCAAAUAGAAUUCAUUCAUCAUCAGUAGCUACUGAUAUUAAUACUAUAGAUCUUAAUAAUUCCAUCAACGUUGCUAACCAUAACAAUAAUAAUAAUAAUAAUAAUAAUAACGAUAAUAAUGUUGAACAUAAACGACGUUGGAAUUCAUUAUCAACUUUAACUACCAAUAAAAAUAGUAAUAAUGAUAAUCCUAUGAUUGAUUUGAAUGUAUUAAAUCAAACUACUCCAGAUAUCAUGAAUGACAAUCGUAGACAUUUUUCUAAUUCCCGUGCUAAAUCGCAUGGUACUCCUAAUAGUAAUAACAAUCAUUAA